Messenger RNA from Anopheles funestus (African malaria mosquito), 1621 nucleotides. RefSeq lists its product as uncharacterized. NCBI's taxonomy places the organism in Eukaryota, Metazoa, Arthropoda, Insecta, Diptera, Culicidae. The record is from RefSeq and is a predicted model, not a curated record. The transcript is spliced from 2 exons. The coding region runs from base 441 to 1403 and encodes 320 amino acids.
ACGAUUAUCUAUAUAUACGCUUACCUUGUGCCGGUAUGUAACAUCCAAAUGCAUGCGACAAGGUUUUGCGGAUCUCCCGACUACCGACGACGGGCAGCAUUGUAAAACCGCGCGCUACCUUAACAUUGAACGUGGUGCACAUCACAAACAAUUUCAACCAUCACGUCCCAUUGUCACCACGAUUUACGCAUAUAAAGCAGCCGAAAGUGCUAGCAGUGGGAGGUUACUGUACCAAAUCGAUCAAAGGUACCCAAAGCCUGUACCAGAAGCCAAUGCAACAUACCCGUUGGUAGACACCCUAUCAUGCUGUUACUUCAGUUCGUGAUUGAACUGCUUUCGAUCGGUAUGAGAGUGUAAAGCGUUCCAGCACUAAACUAAAUGUACUAUCGAUCGUUUCGAAAAGUUGUGAACAGAUUAGAAAGUGAACUGAAUUCCCAACAAUGGCUUCUGGGUGCAUCCUCGUGACAGUGCUGGCUGUUUUAUCAUUGUUCUCGCUUGUGAUGAGUAAACCAUUCCUGGGAGAUCUACUGGCACGUGCGAUAUCUUCGUCUUCUACACCCGACGAUCCACAGUCGCAUAUAACCGAUUUUCGUAUGAUGACGAAAAUGGACAAAAAGGCUGAUAAAUUGCAAUUGAUCGAUGUGAACAAGAACCAAACAUCGAAAAUGGCAAAUCGUACGGAAGAAGAACAACCGAUAGAAAUCGACACCGAAAGCUCGAUCUCCACUACUCCAGCGAGCACACUUUGGCAACGGUGGAACAGAACCGACUUUUUGGCUCGUAUCAUAGACGACAUUUUGAAACCAGCACAAGAACGUAUUACCCUAGUGUUUCAAACGUUAGUUCCCAAAGAUGGGGGAGCAGAUUUGUCAAGAGAAAAACAAGUUUCAACAAACGACACGCGGACAGAUCUUCAGUUAAACUCUACCAAGGACGAUGCAUUCGAUGAACUCAGCGCAGACCUGGAUCAUCUGCAGCAAGAAAGUGAACCGGCUUUGAACGAAACCACCACCCUGUUGGGACAGUUCCAAGCGCGACGAAAUGUGCUGAGACGCCGUGUAGCAAAAGCACUAUCAUCCAUUACGGGGCUAUUGAUAUUGGCGGCGAACACGCGCAAAGAAGGGAACGCACGCAGUACUCGAUCGAUAGAAACGUCUCCCGAUGGGCACGGCUACUGGACAGGUGAACGACACGGACCGAUAUAUCUGGCACCGAAUGAAAUUACACGGUACAACGAUCGUAUCGAGACGGUUGUUGAGGCAGAAGACAACGAUGAAGCGAGACCCCGACGGAACGCGGAAUCGAUCGGUAUAUUUAUACUGGAAGUGGUCGGAUCAAUGGCAGGAUUUUCGUGGGGCAUAUUUAAACAGGUUCAAUCUUUCUUUUGGUAUGCAAUAAGCUAAAGAUGCGUUGCAUUGCUAGUUUCAUUCUACACUGUGUAAAUAUAUUAUUUUUGCAUUUUUUAAAGUGCGUCAUAAGGUAAUGGGUUGUCUAGUUGUCUAAAUCACAAUCCAAACUGUAGCGGAGGCACAACUUCCAGCGUCAUCGAUAUCUGGCUAUUGCGAGUGUUUAAGUCUUUUUGAGUAGGAGAAUAAAAAAGAAUACAAUUACUAAAAACUAA